AUGGAAGAAUGGAUUGCUCAACUGCCUCGUCUUGAGGCCCGGUCGCACUUCAAUGUGUCGCUCAACACCUCGGCCGUCAGCGAAUCCUCAUGGUCCUCACGGAAUUCAACCAGAGCCAUUAUCGCGAGUCUGCAGCUGGCCCAGGUGCAGACGCUGCGCACAAUGCACCUGGCUCUGGGUGUCUUCAGUCUCGCGCUUGCACUGUUGACCGUGUACCGAAUCCUGUCGGAUGCUAGACGAGCGGCAGCACUACGAGUCACUCUCCGCAAGCAACGGUUCAAUUCUCUUCAAAACGUCCAUCCCGCCGAGACCUUCCCACUCGCGCUGGCUUGCGGUGUGGUUCUAUCGCAAAUUAUAUUCGUAGCAGUGCAGGGCACAACUCUUUCUAGUGUAUUAUCAAGCAGCUGUCGAAUGCUGGCCAUGUUCACCUACCCCGCAAUCUUCGCUACGGGCUACGUCACUCUCGUGUUUGGCAUCGAAACCGCGCUGCGCUCCUUCAAGGACGACCGAUUUGCGCCGCGAGGAAAGUGGAACACAAUACUAUGCAUCGCGACAGUGGCUUUCUUCCUCCUCUUGACCUGGAUUCCCACCAUCGUAUGGCCCAUGUUGAACAAAUGCUUCGGCGGCCUCAUCUGGUUCGUCAUGCGCUACGACCUCCUCACUUUCGUCCUCCUCCUCGUUCUGGUCUCGUUGCUCCUGCUCUUGGCGGCCAUCAUCAGCAUCCAGCUGAUGCGAAGUGCUGACGUCGACCCGAACGAGCGCAUUGCCGCAUCGAGAAUGUGCUACUACCUGCUCCUGAUCGCAGUGAUCUACAUCUUGGUCAUACCAGCCGAGGCUCUGUCUUUUCAAGGAAAGUUUGAUGCUGCUCUGAGCAGCUCACGAUUCGCCGAAGCAUCGCUCUUUUCGUCAGGCAUAGCCAUUUCCUUCUUCCACUCCUUCCUCCGUACGAACGCAAACCGACUGGCGAUCCGCCCGAUCGAAGAGAUGAGGUCUCAGUCCAGACAGAAGCGACCACGAAUCCGCUUCUUCGGCCCCAGCGAUCUCGAGAUGAACAUCAGCGGGCCCCUGGCACUCCAAGGCGGUCGACCCGACAGCAGACAAGGACUGAUCGACGUCGGCCCGGAGAAGAAUCGCUUCGACUUUGACGCAGAGUACUUUGAGCGACCGGGGCGCGCAAUGACACCGGGGUCCAAACUCCAAAGCCCCAUCGACCCGACAAAAUGGCCUCUACCUCCGGACAGCGACGAAGCAGAGGAGGAGAGCAAGGGCCACCAGCGGAAUAAGGUCAGCUAUUCCGUCUUCCCCACGCGCGCAGAGCAUGUCCCCCGCCUGCCCGCCACCGUCUACAACCCGUCGCGAGCCGCCAAGGGCGAAUCCAGAAUCUCCAAGCUCGCCAUGCGCCGCUUCAACCGCCGCAGCUCCGUGACAGACGUCAGCCGCGAGUUCGAAUCAAUGGAUAAGCCCGCCCCCUUCUUCGCCAUGCGGACAGGCCACGCCAGCACCGACAGCAGCGCGACAGUGCAAAUCGGGCUGCGCUUCUCCCUCGCGCCCGCCAUGCUCUCGGCAAAAUACCCUUCGCCCACGGCUCCGCACAUGCCCAAGCCCACCACCACCUCGCCUUGGGGCGCGCCCCUGAGCGCCACCUCCCCGACCACCGUUCUCCUGCAACCCGCAUUCUUCUCUCCCCCAACCCCCGCCAAACGAAGCCCAGCAAAAACCCCCGCGUUCCCCCUCACGCCCGCGCAGUCAAGCAGCGCGUACCUGGAAGCGCAGCGCUCCAAGAUCCUGCCCGCCGCGCCGACGCUGGCGCUGAGCGGACUGCGCAUGAACCCCGUGACGCCCGCGGGCUCCGUGGCAGCAUCAUCGCCGACUCGCCGCUCCUUUACGGAUGAUGCGCCGACGACACCAACACCAUCUACGCCAACACCGAGCACACCUGCUACACCGCGCUCGCGCGCAAACGCGCUCGUGCGCUCUAACAGCGGCACGUCCGCGUGUCCGUCGCCCACGGCGCGGAUUCCAAUGGGGCAGGGGACUAUGAGUCGUAGUCCGCCGCCGAGGGGGUGGUUGUAA
This is a messenger RNA of Didymella exigua CBS 183.55, 2073 nucleotides long. RefSeq lists its product as uncharacterized. Bases 1 to 2073 code for a protein of 690 amino acids. NCBI's taxonomy places the organism in Eukaryota, Fungi, Ascomycota, Dothideomycetes, Pleosporales, Didymellaceae. The record is from RefSeq and is a predicted model, not a curated record. The transcript has 4 exons.